Messenger RNA from Nerophis lumbriciformis (worm pipefish), 2153 nucleotides. Its product is annotated as E3 ubiquitin-protein ligase TRIM35-like. NCBI's taxonomy places the organism in Eukaryota, Metazoa, Chordata, Actinopteri, Syngnathiformes, Syngnathidae. Gene Ontology annotation, molecular function: zinc ion binding; protein binding. The record is from RefSeq and is a predicted model, not a curated record.
UUAGCGGUGAAUGCGGUGUUACAGCGGCACUGCCGCUGUAUAAUACCGACGGGCCAGCUCUAAUGUUAAUUUGAUAUUGCCUCAAGGGCCAAAUUAAAUUACACGUCGGGCCAGAGUUUGACACCCAUGACUUAAGGUGUUGUGUUUGCUGCGCAUGCGCAUACGGAUGUUAGCUCGAUUUAAAGGUUGUUGUUUUUUAAAAGUAGCGUUUUUUAUUACAGUAUAAGAGAACACAUGUUUUUACUCGAGUACUUAUCUAGUUCAGAUGACAUAAACCGGGGGUGUAUUUGUUUUGGUGGAGGACGUUUGAAGAGACGACGACGAUGAUGACGUGUGUUGCAGUUCGCCUUGGAGUCUUUCAACAGUCGUCUUUAAUCCCUUAAUUAGCGCAACGGAAGUCGUUGUGGCGACUUGUAAACACUUUGAACGUCAUUCCGCGUGAUAAAAGUCUAAAGGCGACAGAUGCCAAGUCAGAGCGGUUCGUACAAGGGCUUACCCGCACCGAUGGCCUCCAGGUUGUCUCUGCCCGAGGCGGACCUCUCCUGCACCAUCUGCCAGGACAUCUUCAAGGACCCGGUGGUCCUCAAGUGCAGCCACAGCUUCUGCAGCCCCUGCCUCAAGCAGCACUGGGCCCUCCAGACCGAGCUCAGGUCGUGUCCGUUGUGCCGCAGCCUGUCGUGGGACGAGCCGGUGCCCUCCUUGACCAUCAAGAACCUGUGCGAGUCCUUCAUCCAGGAGGACGACGUCGACGAGAACGGCGACUGCGAUGGCGAAUCGUCCUGCAGGCCCAAGGAAAUGUGCCUUCUUCACAGGGAGGAGCUCAAGCUCUUCUGCCUCGUCGACCAGGAGCCCAUUUGUGUGGUCUGCUCCAAGUCCAAAAGACACAAACAGCACGACUGCUGUCCUGUCAGCGAGGCCAUUGAGGACGUCAAGGCCAAACUGAAGGCAGAACUAUGUUCUUUAAGACAGAGGAAGGACACCUUGGAGAAAACCAAGGGAAGCUUUGAGGACGCCAAGGCACACAUUCAGGUCCAGGCUCAGUACGUGCGCAAGUGCACCCGUGACGAGUUCGCCCGCCUGCGCAGGUUCCUCCAGGCGGAGGAGGACGCCCGCAUGGUGAUGCUGCAGAAGGAGGUGGAGGAGAAGGCUCGCGCCAUGACGCAGAAGAUCAACAAGGCCAACACCAGCCUGGAGUCUGCGUGCGAGACCAUAAAAGCGCUGGAGGACAGGCUGGCUAUGACGGGCAUCUCCGUCUUUCAGAAAGAAAAGCGCUCAAUGCCAGCAACAGCCUGUGACGUCAGCCUGGUUGACGAGCAGGCGCCGCCGGUGACGGGGGGACUCAUCGACGAGGCCAAAUACUUGGGCUCGCUGAGCUUCCACGUGUGGGAAAAGAUGCGACACAUCGUCAAAUACACGCCCGUGGUCCUGGACCCUAACACGGCCGCCCCCUGGCUCGUCCUCUCCCACGACCUGACCAGCGUCAGCGACAGUGACAAGCGCCAGAUGCUGCCCGACACCCCGGAGAGAUUCAACCCCGACACGGUGGUGCUGGGCCGCCAGGGCUUCACGUCGGGGAAACACGUGUGGGACGUCAACGUGGGCGCCAACAUGGCGUGGGUGGUGGGCGUGGCCAAGGAGUCGGUCAAGCGUAAGCAGAAGGAGGCGCCGGUGCUGAAGAACGGCUACCUGACGCUCUACUUCUACCAGCAGAUGUACAUAGCGGGAACGUCCCCCUUGACCAAACUCUCGUUGAAGAAAAACCUGCGCAAGAUCCGCGUGCAGCUGGACUACGACAACGGGUGCGUGUCCUUCUUCGACGGCCACAACAAAGCCCACAUCUACACCUUCCACUUUGUCUCCACAGAGAGGCUGUACCCUUACUUCUGGGUGGGCUGUCAGCGCUGCCCCAUCAAGCUGGAGCCUGUUGAAGUCUUAGUGAAAGUCACUGCCGACACUUUUUGAGUACCUUGCUAUGUCAGCAUCGUUUUUAUCGAACUCUCAUCUGGCCACGGAGAGUUGCCUUAUUUCAAGGUCUUAAAUACUUCUUACAAGUUUCAGAUCAAGACUUUUAUAUAUCAUUACCUGCACGUUAGUGAUCCACCUACAAAAACUGUGACUGUUGGGAGUAUUGAUUGAAAACAUUAAUACUCGUC